Molecule: messenger RNA, 2291 nt
Organism: Spirodela intermedia
Lineage: Eukaryota; Viridiplantae; Streptophyta; Magnoliopsida; Alismatales; Araceae
Source: the annotation of a GenBank genome assembly
AUGGGUGUCGGGAAUGAGGACGCCGUCGUGAUACGGGUGACUGAGAAGGCAGGCGAGCCGAGCAAGAUCACCGUCAACUGUCCAGACAGGACUGGCCUGGGCUGCGACUUCUGCUGGAUCAUCCUCGACUUUGGUUUCCGGAUCACCAAAGGCGGUGAGAAGGCCCCUUCUCUUCACUCCUUCGCGUUUCUGGUCUUCCUCUCUCAUCAUCGUCUUCGUUUCCCUGCUGCUUCAUUCGACUGCUGGUCUCUGGGUUUCUCUGAGCAGGCAUUGUUCUACACAACCCCUUGCGAUCAUACUGUUUUCCUUGACACUGGUCGAUUGGGCCUCUUUCCUCUUUCCUCUGAACAGUUUUUUUAGCCGAUGGGCGAAUAAUCCGAGGUCUAUGGGAAUUUUUUCUUUCUUUCUUGAGUUACCCCCCUAAUAUCAUGAAUUUAUUAAAAUCUUCCUUCUGAUUUCCGCCGCGGAUUCUCCAUCGUCUCCCCGGAUUUGGGUUUCGUGAAUUUAUGUGAGAAUCCUCAUGUUUUUUUUAUGGGUUUCGAGCUUCGGCCGGGCCCUGUUCUUGCUCAAAUCUUCCACGCAUGAUGCCUCUUUCUGCUUCAAUUAUGGGUCUCGCUUUUCCAUGGCCGCCGCUUUGACGAUAGACGUAUCGACCGAUGGAAGGUGGUGCUACUGCGUCUUUUGGGUCCUCCCCAGCGCCGACGCUGGGAGCGUUCAGUGGGGAAGCCUCAAGACCCGCCUCCUCUCGACGUGCCCUUCCAUUCUCAUCCCCUUCUACGAUGUGCCCACCAGCCGCCAUGCAGCGGCUCCCCAGGUCUACCUCUUGAAGAUCCUCUGCGUUGACCGGAGGGACCUGCUUCACGGUGAGCUGACCUUCCAUCUCUCAUCUCGAUCAUCAGCUUCUUCUCUCAUUCCGAUGGUUUGACUCGCUCCACUUCGCCUCUCUCUCAGAUGUCACCCGAGUCCUCUGCGAGCUCGAGUUCACUAUCCAGAGGGUGAAGGUCUCGACGACACCUGGCGGCCGCGUCGUUGACCUUUUCUUCAUCACAGACGGCAGGUGAGCAAGCAGACACCCCCCCCCCCCCGGCGCCUGCCUUCUUCAUCCAUUGUCUUCUUUCAGUAAUCAGGUGGUGUUGGCGUUGACCACAGGGAGCUGCUGCAUACCAAAAGUAGGAAGAAGGAGACCUGCCAGCGGUUGAACGCAGUGCUGGGAGAAUCGUGCGAGCCGUGCGAGAUCCAAUGCCCCGGGAUAGAAUACGAAGCCUUCCAGCAGUGCUUCUCCUCUCUUUCUCCAGCCGUUGCUGAAGAGCUGUUCAGGCCCGAGCCGAUCCCGGAUGUGAGGAAGCUGAAGCAGACCGUCAUCACAGUGGACAAUUCAUUGAGCCCCGCCUACACCCUGCUCCAUAUCCACUGCGUAAAUCAGAAGGGGCUCCUCUACGAUAUCUUGAGGACCUUGAAGGACUGCAACAUCCAGGUGAGCCUUCCCCCUCCGUCUCGACCUGCAUCUUUUGAACAACAUGGCGACCGAGGGGGUUGAUGCUGUAGAUUGCCGGAUGCUUAUGGGUCGGCAGAGAAUAGGUCAACGGAAGGGACAUUCUGAAUGUGAAAUAUCUCGAUGCUUGAGAUGCCUUUGAUGAAAACCAUAAUCAAUAGCAUUUUUGGUUAUGUUUCUCAGCCAUGAAUCCAGGCAUGACGAUGAAGAUGCAGAUAUGGAUCUGGAGUGCUCACUCAGCGAUUUCUUUGUGCCUUCUUCUUCCUUCCUCCUCUGCAGAUCGCCUACGACCGAUUCCUAUCGGACAUGGAGGGAUUCCGCGAGAUCGACCUCUUCGUCCAGCGGAGCGACGGGAAGAAGAUCGUGGACCUUGAGGAGCAGCGCUCUCUGUGCUCCCGCCUCGCCGUCGAGAUGCUCCACCCGCUGCGCGUGACGAUCGCCAGCCGCGGCCCCGACGCCGAGCUCCUGGUCGUCAACCCCGUCGAGCUCUCCGGCAAGGGCCGCCCCCGCGUCUUCUACGACGUUACCCUCGCCCUCAAAAUGUUCGGCAUCUGCAUCUUCUCCGUAUGAAUCUUCAUCUUCCUCCUCCUCCUAGAUCCUCCUUGAUCCUCCUCUUUAUAUGAUCCUCAAUGGUUUUGAAUUGCAGGCUGAGAUUGGCCGUCAGUCGGCGAUGGGGAGGCAGUGGGAGGUGUACAGAUUCCUGCUCGACGAGGCCGGCGAGGUUUCCAUGUCGAAUGACCGAGGAAGAAGACGAGUUGUGGAGGCUGUGAGGAGCACCUUGAUGGGCUGGCCCCAGUGA